Messenger RNA from Lates calcarifer (barramundi perch), 2497 nucleotides. RefSeq names its product NACHT, LRR and PYD domains-containing protein 3-like. NCBI's taxonomy places the organism in Eukaryota, Metazoa, Chordata, Actinopteri, Centropomidae. The transcript has 6 exons. The record is from RefSeq and is a predicted model, not a curated record. The annotation marks the transcript as partial. Gene Ontology annotation, molecular function: protein binding.
GGUCCAGCCCUUCCUACCUGACCUGCCUCCAUCACAGGUGGAGCCUGAGUCAGUCCAGGAAACAGCUCACCUGUGUCACACCUUUUCUCUGCAGGUGUGGAGAGUUUUCUUCUUCAGCUCUUUGGACUGUUUGAAUCAAGUACCAAAGAUGGAGACGUCUGUGAAGCUGCAGCUGCUGGGAACUUUGGAGGAUUUGGGAGAUGUAGAACUGGAACGGUUCCAAUGGUUCCUGCAGGAUCAGGAGUUACUGGAUGGUUUCCAAGCCAUUAAAAAGUUCAAACUGGAGAAUGCAAACAGACUGAGAACAGUGGAUGUGAUGGUCGAGACUUACACGACUGAAAAUGUUAUGAAGGUGGCAGAGUUGGUUUUAAAGAAGAUGAAAGAGUAUGGAGGAAAACAAUCAUCAGCUGUUCCUGAGGAUCCAUCAGCUCGUGCAGCUGCUGCAGCAGCUGCUCUUAACAAAUGCCAGCCUAAACUCAAGUCAAAGCUGAAGAAGAAGUUCCAGUGUGUGUUUGAGGGCAUCACUAAAACAGGAAACCAAACCCUUCUGAAUCAGAUCUACACAGAGCUCUACAUCACAGAGGGAGGGACUGGAGAGGUCAAUGAUGAACAUGAGGUCAGACAGAUUGAAACAGCAUCCAGGAAACCAGACAGACCAGAAACAACCAUCAGACAAGAAGACCUCUUUAAAGCCUCACCUGGAAGAGAUGAACCAAUCAGAACAGUGAUGACAAAGGGAGUGGCUGGCAUUGGGAAAACAGUCUUAACACAGAAGUUCACUCUGGACUGGGCUGAAGACAAAGCCAACCAGGACAUACACUUCACAUUUCCAUUCACUUUCAGAGAGCUGAAUGUGCUGAAAGAGAAAAAGUUCAGCUUGGUGGAACUUGUUCAUCACUUCUUUAUUGAAACCAAAGAAGCAGAAAUCUGGUUUGAAGAGUUCCAGGUUGUGUUCAUCUUUGACGGUCUGGAUGAGUAUCGACUUCCUCUGGACUUCCACAACACUGAGAUCCUGACUGAUGUUACAGAGUCCACCUCAGUGGACGUGCUGCUGACAAACCUCAUCAGGGGGAAACUGCUUCCCUCUGCUCGCCUCUGGAUAACCACACGACCUGCAGCAGCCAAUCAGAUCCCUCCUGAGUGUGUUGACAUGGUGACAGAGGUCAGAGGGUUCACUGACCCACAGAAGGAGGAGUACUUCAGGAAGAGGUUCAGAGAUGAGGAUCAGGCCAGCAGGAUCAUCUCCCACAUCGAGACCUCACGAAGCCUCCACAUCAUGUGCCACAUCCCAGUCUUCUGCUGGAUCACUGCUACAGUUCUGGAGGAUGUGUUGAAAACCAGAGAGGGAGGAGAGCUGCCCAAGACCCUGACUGAGAUGUACAUCCACUUCCUGGUGGUUCAGUCCAAACUAAAGAACAUCAAGUAUGAUGGACGAGCUGGGACAGAUCCACACUGGAGUCCAGAGACCAAGAAGAUGAUUGAGUCUCUGGGAAAACUGGCUUUUGAGCAGCUGCAGAAAGAAAACCUGAUCUUCUAUGAAUCAGACCUGACAGAGUGUGGCAUUGAUAUCAGAGCAGCCUCAGUGUACUCAGGAGUGUUCACACAGAUCUUUAAAGAGGAGAGAGGACUGUACCAGGACAAGGUGUUCUGCUUCGUCCAUCUGAGUGUUCAGGAGUUUCUGGCUGCUCUUCAUGUCCAUCUGGCCUUCAUCAACUCUGGAGUCAAUCUGCUGUCAGAAGAGAAAUCAACCUCCCUGUUGUCUAAACUGUUGAAAGAAAAAUCAAAACAUUUCUACCAGAGUGCUGUGGACAAGGCCUUACAGAGUCCAAAUGGACACCUGGACCUGUUCCUCCGCUUCCUCCUGGGUCUUUCACUGCAGACCAAUCAGAUUCUCCUACGAGGUCUGCUGACUCAGACAGGAAGUGGCUCAGAGACCAAUCAGGAAACAGUCCAGUACAUCAAGAAGAAGGUUGAAGAGACUCCCUCUGCAGAGAAAAGCAUCAACCUGUUCCACUGUCUGAAUGAACUGAAUGAUCGUUCUCUAGUGGAGGAGAUCCAACAGUCCCUGAGUUCAGGACGUCUCUCCACAGAUAAACUGUCUCCUGCUCAAUGGUCAGUUCUGGUCUUCAUCUUACUGUCCUCAGAAAAAGAUCUGGAUGUGUUUGACCUGAAGAAAUACUCUGCUUCAGAGGAGGCUCUUCUGAGGCUGCUGCCAGUGGUCAAAGCCUCUAACAAAGCUCUACUGAGUGACUGUAACCUCUCAGAGAGAAGCUGUGAAGCUCUGUCCUCAGUCCUCAGCUCCCAGUCCUCUAGUCUGAGAGAUCUGGACCUGAGUAACAACAAUCUGCAGGAUUCAGGAGUGAAGAUGUUGUCUGUUGGACUGAAGAGUCCACACUGUUCACUGGAGACUCUCAGCCUGUCAGGCUGUCUGAUCACAGAGGAAGGCUGUUCUUCUCUGGUCUCGGCUCUGAGUCUCAAUCCCCUCCCAUCUGAGAGA